AUGAGUCAUGCACUCCUAAGAGAGGUGCUGACAAGUGAUCUCCCAAAGAAAGGAGCGGCACCUAGGUCUGGAAAUACGACUUCUGCGAGCGGAGGAGCCAUGCCUUUCCUCCAUGGGUUUCGAAGGAUAAUUUAUGAGUAUCAGCCGCUGGUAAACGCCGUCAUGCUUGUCGUAGGACUGGAGGAAGAACAGGACAGUAGCCAGAACAGAAUUUCUGAAGAUGAGUCUGCUCGGUGUAGCUCUUUAGUGGAGCUUCUGGAGCGAGAGUCCCAAGCAGAAGUUUUUUUGGAAGGCAUCAGCUACGCCCUGUUUAAAGUGGCCGAGCGGGGACUGGUGUGUGCAGCUGAGACCCUCCUGCAAUAUGGGGCUGAUGUCAACUUUGAGGACCCAGUGUCCUACUACAACCCCCUGCACAUAGCUGUGCUGAGGAACAGGCCAAACAUGGUGAGGCUGCUGGCUGGGCAUGGAGCAGACAUCGAGAAAAGGGACAGGAUUCACGAGAGCAGCCCGUUGGACCUGGCCAGCGAGGAGUCGGAGAGACUGCCCUGUUUGCUCACCUUGCUAGAUCUUGGUGCAGAUGUGAACGCCAGGGACAAGCAUGGGAAGACGCCUUUGCUCCACGCAUUAGCAAGCAGCGACGGACUCACCGUGCACAACACGGGGAACAUCCAGCUUCUGCUUGAGAGAGGUGCGGACGUUAACGCUGCGACUGUAGAGGGAGAGACGGUGGAGUCCUCCCUGGUGUUUCUGGUGAAAGAGGCUCUGGAGGCCAAUGCGGAGGACGCCGCUCAGAUCGGGGACUUCUGUGUGAAAACCACCCAGCUACUGCUGGCUCACGGAGUGGACCCCAGCUGCUGCCUGAAUGAGGACGGAGAGGCCUCCCUGACGCAGACCAGCCUGGAGAAAUUCGACCUGCUCUUCCCUCUGGCCGUGCUCUUAAUCCAGAGCGGCGCCUCUUUGGUUUGCUCCUAUCACAGUGACUCCUGUUGGUCGGGCUACAGCCUCCUUUUCCAGAGGCUCCAAACAUCCCUCCAGCAGUGCUCUGAUCAAAGUCACGCCUCUGAGCUCUUGGAGCAAGCAGAGGUGUUGUUGGACUUAGCAAGAGUAAAUGUCCCCACUCUGCAUCUCCCUCCUGGACUGGAGCUUCCUGUGCCUGGGCAGGACUCGCACCCCUAUGCCCAGGCUCUGCUGGACCUGCACAACCGCACAGUGGAGCGGGAAGCGAGCCCACCGCCCCUGCGCUUCCUCUGUAGGGCUUUCAUAAGGAGCUUCCUACAGCCCUGGCCACUGGAAGGCCGAGUCAAAGCCUUACCUCUGCCAGACAGACUGAAAGACUUUCUUCUUGCUGAGCACGCAUACACCCCAAAGCCAGGCUGGGGCCGCUUCAAGCCCCAACAGAGCCAGCACUAAUGUUAGCCGACCGGUUUUUUCUGGCCUCCAGUCUUACCUGUUGCAAUUAGCAUUUAAUGCCAAGUAUUUUCUUCAUCAAUUUUGCUACGUGUAACAUGCCAACGAGGCCUUUGUUCUUUUCGUUUUUCUUCCGUCUGUCUGUGCCAGCUUUACAUACAAAUGUAUAUAUGUCUUCUUUGAGAUACAAAGCUGUAUUUGUACUGAUUAGUCUUCGUGACCAGCGUUUUCUUUGUCAGGAACGUCCUUGUGAAGGACGAGCGGCAUAAGAGAGUGCGGUGCAAUGUUCAGCCUCCAGAUGGCAGUGUUGCACCUGCACAUAAAAACAACCUCAUACUUUAGGGUUAAAGAUUUAGUUUUGCACAGUGAGGCCCAUUAAAGGCGAUCCAGCAGAGUAGGGCCCAUCAAUAUUUUAUCAUUUCAGUGUGUUGUUGGUGUAUUUUGGAUUUUGUGUAUGUGGAAGAAUAAAAACUGUUCCUUCAGCGCUGGGCUGUCGAGCCGUCACAUAUGACUGAGUGGGACACUGGGUUAUGACUUUCAGUAUGUUUAUUUGUCCAUGCAGUGGCAGUGCCGCUCUGGGUAAGAGUUCC
Molecule: messenger RNA, 1997 nt
Organism: Menidia menidia (Atlantic silverside)
Lineage: Eukaryota; Metazoa; Chordata; Actinopteri; Atheriniformes; Atherinopsidae
Source: the annotation of a GenBank genome assembly